GCGUAAGCAAUCGCUCGGUCUGCCUCGCAAGCCCGAGUGUUUGUGUUGUGAACAGCCCUGCGAACACUGCCGAGGAGGUUGUGGCCACGGGCUGCGGUGGGCUGCCAUAUGUGCUUUCAGUUCCCCCCGUCUUACACAAUAAAUAACGAGCAACUGAGGGAAGCAGUUGUUUGCACAGGCUCUCCUUCCAGCAGCACAGCUGGCGACUGCUCAUGGGCAAUUCCUAUCACGAAAACACAGGUUCCAGCUUCACUUCGGGCGUUACCUCCUUAGCCUGAGACCGCACUGAGGGAGGUGUGAGGGGAGAGCCGCCGCUGUUACCGCGGCGCUUCCCUGGGGCCGGGGCCGGGGGCAGCGGCGGCCCCGCCGUCACUGCCGGGCGCCGAGCGGGCCCCGAGCGGAAGCGGAAGCGGCGCGGGCGGCGGGAGCCGGGCGGGCGCGGGCCGCUCGCAGGUGCGGUACCGCGGUCUGCUAUAAAAUGGGAGUACUUAUUGCAGUUCUUGGAAUCUGGUUCAGCUCUUCACUUGUAAAAGCAGAUUCCAAGGCUGUGACAACAUCUCUAACUACAAAGUGGUCUUCAACUCCUUUACUCCUUGAAACAAGUGAAUUUUUAUCAGAAGAAGGUCAAGAAAAGUUCUGGAAUUUUGUUGAAGCCAGUGAGAAUAUUAAGACAGCUGAACACGAUGGUAGUGAUUAUUCUUCUUACCAGGAGAUGCUGAAAGUGGCCUGCCAGACUCUGUCACCUUUGCAGCAGAAUUUGUUGAAGUUUUCCCUGUCUUUACGCUCCUACUCUGCGGCAGUUCAAGCUUUUCAACAGAUAGCAGCAGAUGAAUCUCCACCAGAGGGCUGUACCCUGUUUUUUGUUGUGCAUGGGGAGAAAACAUGUGAAUUGGACUCUCUUGGAAACCUUUUACAGGCAGCUUCAGACAGGCCAAAGCCAUUUUUGUUCAAGGGGGACCACAAGUACCCAGCGUCAAACCCCGAGAGUCCUGUGGUCAUCCUUUAUGCAGAGAUUGGCUCAGAGGGGUUCUACAGACACCACAGGAGCCUUGUCUCCAAGGCUGAGGCAGGAGAAAUCACCUAUGUGCUCAGACACUACAUUGCUAAUCCCAGCAAGGAAAAGGUCUACCUCUCUGGCUAUGGUGUAGAGCUGGCUAUUAAAAGUACAGAAUAUAAGGCCAAGGAUGAUACCCAGGUGAAAGGCACAGAUGUGAAUGCCACAGUCAUAGAUGAAGAUGACCCUAUUGAUGAAGUGCAAGGAUUUCUGUUUGGAAAACUAAGGCAGCUGUAUCCUGACUUGUCAGAAGAGCUGAAAGAGCUCAGAAAACACCUCGUGGAAAGUACCAAUGAAAUGGCCCCUUUGAAAGUAUGGCAGCUACAAGAUCUGAGUUUUCAAACUGCUGCUCGCAUUUUGACUGCUCCCCCCGUGGAUGCUCUGAUGGUCAUGAAGGAUCUUAGUCAGAACUUUCCUACAAAGGCCAGAGCCAUAACAAAAACAGUUGUUUCUUCAGAACUCAGAGCAGAAAUUGAGGAGAACCAAAAGUAUUUCAAGGGAACAUUAGGAUUGCAACCAGGAGAUUCUGCCCUAUUCAUCAAUGGACUACUUAUUGAUUUAGACACUCAGGAUAUAUUUAGCCUGAUCGAUGUGCUGCGCAGCGAGGCCCGCGUGAUGGAGGGCCUGCACAGCCUGGGCAUCGAGGGCGUUUCCUUGCACAACGUCCUGAAGCUGAACAUCCAGCCCUCAGAUUCUGACUAUGCCGUGGACAUCAGGAGCCCUGCCAUCUCAUGGAUCAACAACCUGGAAGUUGACAGUCGAUACAAUUCCUGGCCUUCCAGUGUGCAAGAGCUGCUGCGUCCCACCUUUCCCGGCGUGAUCAGGCAGAUUAGAAAAAACUUCCAUAAUUUUGUGCUGAUAGUGGAUCCUACCCAUGAGACCACAGCAGAAUUACUGAAUGUGGCAGAAAUGUUCUUCAGUAACCACAUCCCACUGAGGAUAGGACUGGCCUUUGUGGUUAAUGAUGCAGAGGAUGUUGAUGGACUUCAGGAUGCUGGUGUUGCCCUCCUGAGGACAUACAAUUAUGUGGCACAAGAAGUGGACAAUAAUUACGCUUUUCAGACCGUCAUGUCUAUCUAUAACAAAGUGAAAACAGGGGAUCAGCUGAAAGUGGAGCAUGUUGUUAGUGUUCUUGAGAAACAGUAUCCUUAUGUGGAAGUCAGCAGCGUCCUGGGAAUCGAUUCUGCCUAUGAUCAAAACAGAAAGGCAGCAAGAGCUUACUAUGAGCAAACGGGUGUGGGCCCUCUCCCUGUGGUCCUGUUCAAUGGAAUGCCCUUCCAGAAGGAUCAGCUGGAUCCUGAUGACCUGGAAACUGUGACAAUGCACAAAAUCCUGGAAACCACAAGCAUCUUCCAGAGAGCCGUGUACCUGGGUGAACUAUCUAAUGAUCAAGAUGUGGUUGAGUAUAUCAUGAACCAGCCUAAUGUUGUUCCAAGAAUUAACUCAAGAAUCCUAAGGUCUGACAGAGAGUACCUAGAUCUGACAGGAAUAAAUAACCAUUUUGUGGAUGACUUUGCUCGAUUUACCACAUUGGGUUCUAAAGAUAAGACAGCUGCUGUUGCAAACAGCAUGACCUACUUAACCAAGAAAGGAAUGUCUUCCAAGGAGAUCUAUGAUGAUUCCUUUGUUAGACCAGUUACCUUUUGGAUUGUUGGUGAUUUUGAUAAACCUUCAGGGAGGCAAUUGUUGUAUGAUGCCAUUAAACAUCAGAAAUCCAGCAAUAACGUUCGAAUUAGCAUGAUCAAUAAUCCUAGUGAAGAACCCAACAGCCAGAAUACAGUGGUAGCUAAAGCCAUAUGGGCAGCUUUGCAGACACAAACCUCAAAUAAUGCCAAGAACUUCAUCACCAAGAUGGCAAAAGAAGAAACUGUGAAGGCACUGGAGGCAGGAGCUGACAUCUUGGAAUUUGCUGUUGGGGGCAUGGAUACCAAUAUUUUCAAAGAAGCCUUUGAGUCUCCCAAGAUGGAUUUUGUUCUGUCCCAUGCUGUUUAUUGCAGAGAUGUUCUAAAGCUGAAGAAGGGGCAGAGGGCUGUGAUCAGCAAUGGACGGAUUAUUGGCCCAUUAGAGGAUGGAGAGAUGUUCAACCAGGAUGAUUUUCAUCUCCUUGAAAAUAUCAUACUAAAGACAUCAGGACAGAAAAUCAAAUCUCAGAUUCAGCAGCUGGGAUUUGAAGAAGAUCUGGCAAGUGACUUGGUAAUGAAAGUGGAUGCUCUUCUUUCUGCCCAGCCAAAAGGAGAGGCAAGGAUUGAAUAUCAUUUUUUUGAAGAACGAUACAGUGCAGUUAAACUGAGACCAAAAGAGGGGGAGACAUACUUUGAUGUUGUGGCUGUUGUUGAUCCCGUGACCAGAGAUGCUCAAAGACUUGCUCCGUUACUUUUGGUUUUGAACCAAUUGAUAAAUAUGAACCUGAGAGUGUUUAUGAACUGCCAGUCUAAGCUUUCUGACAUGCCACUGAAAAGCUUUUACCGCUAUGUUUUGGAGCCAGAGAUUUCUUUCACAGCAGAGAAUAACUUUGCUCCAGGACCCAUUGCCAAGUUUUUAGAUAUGCCCCAGUCUCCCCUGUUCACUCUGAAUUUAAAUACUCCUGAGAGCUGGAUGGUGGAGUCUGUUAGAACCCCCUAUGACCUUGACAAUAUCUUCUUAGAGGAGGUGGACAGCGUUGUAGCUGCAGAGUAUGAGCUGGAGUACCUGCUGCUGGAGGGACACUGCUAUGACAUUACAACUGGGCAGCCACCCCGGGGCCUCCAGUUCACCCUGGGCACCUCCACCAGCCCUGUCAUCGUGGAUACCAUCGUAAUGGCCAACCUGGGCUACUUUCAGUUAAAAGCCAAUCCUGGUGCUUGGACUCUAAGACUGAGAAAAGGCAGAUCUGAAGAUAUUUACAGGAUCUACAGCCACGAUGGCACAGACUCUCCACCUGAAGCUAACGAGGUUAUUGUUGUUCUCAAUAACUUCAAGAGCAAAAUUAUUAAAGUCAAGGUUCAGAAAAAGUUUGAUAUGAUGAAUGAAGAUCUACUAAGUGAUGGCACCAAUGAGAAUGAAUCUGGAUUUUGGGAAUCUCUCAAAUGGGGAUUCACAGGAGGACAAAAGAAUGAAGAUGUGAAACAGGAUAAAGAUGAUGUACUAAAUAUAUUCUCUGUGGCUUCAGGACACCUAUAUGAGAGAUUCCUACGCAUAAUGAUGUUGUCUGUGCUGAAACACACCAAGACUCCUUUAAAGUUCUGGUUUCUGAAGAACUACUUAUCACCUACAUUCAAGGAGUUCAUCCCAUACAUGGCCAAGAAAUACAAUUUCCAGUAUGAGCUUGUCCAGUACAAAUGGCCACGCUGGCUGCACCAGCAGACAGAGAAGCAGCGGAUCAUCUGGGGUUACAAGAUCCUCUUUCUAGACGUGCUCUUCCCACUAGCUGUUGAUAAAAUCCUGUUUGUGGAUGCUGAUCAGAUUGUGCGCACAGAUCUGAAGGAGUUGAGGGAUUUCAAUCUGGAUGGUGCUCCUUACGGAUACACUCCCUUCUGUGACAGCCGGAGGGAAAUGGAUGGCUACAGGUUCUGGAAAUCAGGGUACUGGGCAAGUCAUUUAGCUGGAAGAAAAUACCACAUCAGUGCUCUGUAUGUUGUGGAUCUGAAGAAGUUCAGAAAGAUAGCAGCUGGAGAUCGACUCAGAGGACAGUAUCAGGGGCUGAGCCAGGAUCCAAACAGCCUGUCCAACCUUGAUCAGGAUCUGCCAAACAACAUGAUCCACCAAGUACCAAUCAAGUCCCUUCCCCAGGAGUGGCUGUGGUGUGAAACAUGGUGUGAUGAUUCCUCAAAGAAGAGAGCAAAAACCAUUGAUCUGUGCAACAACCCAAUGACCAAAGAGCCCAAGCUGCAGGCAGCCAUGAGGAUAGUUCCAGAAUGGCAGGACUAUGAUCAGGAAAUCAAACUGCUCCAGAGUCAUUUCCAGAAGGAAAAAGAAAUGGGAACACCAGCUGAGAUGCCAGGACAACACACACAUGAUCCAGAAGCACAUGUGGAAUUAUGAUCCAUGGAGACAAACUCAAGUUAGACUCUUUCAUAGACAAUUUUUAUAUUGAAAGCUAGGUUUUUUUCCGGUGUGUCUGCAAAACUGCUGAAUAAUUGAAUGGGAUGAUGUAUGCAUUUCUAUUACUUGCCUUUGGGUUAAUUUCUGCAUAUGAAAUAGGAUCUGGAUUGCUGGAAUUAGCAUUACUGGUGUUUUGCACCUGUGGUGGAGAUGAAAGGAGCCCAGGAUGGAAUUUAGUGUUUCAGAAACAAAGCUUCACAAUCCACCAGAAGAGCCACAGCCUGUUCCUUCAGCUGUUGCUGCCUCCACCACUGAUGAAGCUCCAGUUUAGCCUCAGAUCUAACUUGAGAGGCUGGGAAUUGCAGGCACACCUCCUAACCUCAUCUGAUGGACAUAAUUUCUCCAGGUAACAUUAUAAAGCUCUAAAUUAUGCCUUGAAUUUGGGACACUCUUUCACCUUCAGGUUUUCAAGCAUUUGAAAAUACUUCUUGGAUUUGUUCAGUCUGCCCUCGAUUUUGUAACAAAACCAGCAUUAUUUUGAUUUUCUAUUUCCUGUCUUCAUUCAUUGCCCAACUUUUGAUGGUUUGGCUAAAUGUAAAGCUACCACAAUCUAUUUAAAUGCCCACCCAAAUGCAAAUGCCUAAGCUUACAAAGUGAGCAGAACAGAGAAUUUGGCAGCUGAGUUCAUCCUGGCCUAUAUGACUUGAAUCAAAGUGCCCUCCCUUCCUCCUGCUCCAAGUGUAAAUCAGUCUGCAAAACUGGUAGGGCCUUACUUUUGCUGUGGUUCACUGAUUCAUGAAUGUUUUUUUGUUUAUGAAAAAUCUGUGGAAGCUUGGAAGUUUAUCAUCAUGUAAAUUUCAUUAACUUUAUUUUUCUUCAAACAGAGAUGUUGUCACAUCAAUAAAAACUUCAGAGUUCAUAGGUCUUAA
This is a messenger RNA of Prinia subflava (tawny-flanked prinia), 6003 nucleotides long. It is a transcript of the gene UGGT1, whose product is annotated as UDP-glucose glycoprotein glucosyltransferase 1. The coding region runs from base 479 to 5074 and encodes 1531 amino acids. Gene Ontology annotation, cellular component: endoplasmic reticulum. The record is from RefSeq and is a predicted model, not a curated record. The transcript is spliced from 41 exons. Gene Ontology annotation, molecular function: UDP-glucose:glycoprotein glucosyltransferase activity. Lineage: Eukaryota; Metazoa; Chordata; Aves; Passeriformes; Cisticolidae.